Messenger RNA from Sordaria macrospora k-hell, 639 nucleotides. RefSeq lists its product as uncharacterized. The record is from RefSeq and is a predicted model, not a curated record. Gene Ontology annotation, biological process: cyclic nucleotide metabolic process. Gene Ontology annotation, molecular function: 2',3'-cyclic-nucleotide 3'-phosphodiesterase activity. NCBI's taxonomy places the organism in Eukaryota, Fungi, Ascomycota, Sordariomycetes, Sordariales, Sordariaceae.
AUGCCCGGCUCCUCGCUCUGGUUAACCCCUCCUCCCUCUCACCCCCUCUACCCCAUCCUCUCCUUCCUUAUCUCUCAGCGCCUCCCCUCCGACUUUCCCUCGGAGGCUGGUGCUGCGGACGCACGCCUGACUCCUGAGUUCUUUGCUCCCCACAUGACCCUCAGCUCCGGCAUCUCCCCGGAUCUUUACGGCGACAAUCCCCAGCGCUGGCUUGAUUCGAUCCCGUGGCCGUCUACUGACGAGGUUAAGGUGCGGUUCGACGGCAUCAACUCUCAGGACACCUACUACCGGAGGUGCUAUGCAAAGGUUAAGCUGGAUGAGGGGAUCAAGAAGAUUGUCGGGCUGGCGAGGGCGAGGGGAGUGAACGGCGAGGAGGAUGCGAAUGGUGCGAAGACACAAGAGUGGUUGGAGUGGUGGAGGAAGGAGUUUGGACCCCACGUUAGCUUGAUGUAUGGGGAUGUGCCGAUUAGUGAUGACAGGUUGAAGGAGAUAGCCAAAGUCGUGGAGGAGGGCGGUGUCAAACUGACUGAGCCGGAAGGCAACGUUGAGGGAGAUGGUUGGAUUGGCGGUGUUGUGUGGUUGGUCCCUACUGAUAAGGAUAUCAAGGACUGGAAGCCGAUCGCGAAGCGAGUGUUGUAG